Gossypium raimondii (Peruvian cotton) is the source of this 952-nucleotide messenger RNA. Its product is annotated as 60S ribosomal protein L18a-like protein. The coding region runs from base 337 to 720 and encodes 127 amino acids. The record is from RefSeq and is a predicted model, not a curated record. NCBI's taxonomy places the organism in Eukaryota, Viridiplantae, Streptophyta, Magnoliopsida, Malvales, Malvaceae. The transcript has 5 exons.
GUCUUCCAACAUUUUACUGUUCCAUACUCAGUUUGCUUUGAAAUUUAGAUUUUUGUUGCUAAAUUGGUAAACUUGAUCUUUGUAGAAUGAUUUUUUUUCUGCCCUGUAGUUUUUUUUUUGUUGAGAAUUAACCCUUUUUGUAGAAAUCAAGGUUUGACUUUUGUGGGGAUUAUCGUCUACCUUUCUUCUUUUUUUGCUAUUAAUCGUAGUAACUCUUGGGGUGGUAUACUUUGAGGAUUGACAAGGAUUCUUCGAUAUUUCCUUUGGACAGAUCCUUCAAAGGCAGAGAGAGGAGCUGAGGCAACCAACUAAGAGUUAGAUAUCCUGAAUGCAUGCAUGGAUCCGAGUAUUAAACAGCACUUAACAGAAGCAGUUGAACAGAAAAUUGGUGAAUAUGCACUUAUUAGAGAUGCGGAAAACCCGCAGCUGAGCAUUUAUGAUAAACCUCUUCCUUGCUUUGGCUGUGGGAUAGGGUGGUUUUCUCUUCUGCUUGGAUUUGUUUUCCCAUUGAUGUGGUAUUAUGCCACCAUUCUCUACUUCGGAAACUACUACCAGAAAGACCCAAGAGAAAGAGCUGGACUUGCUGCCUCUGCAAUAGCUUUCAUCCUACUGGAGUCUGUACCUUUAGUACUGCUUAAGGAGCUUCCUCGAACAAAAGGUGAGACAAGAAUACAUGCAGUUGUGAAUCUGCAACAGAAGGAAAGAAGCAAGAAGGUAUAAUACCUCAGAAUCAUUGAAGGUUCAGUUAUCUGCAUUGUGGCCCCCGUUAGUGAUGAACAUAACACAAAAUCUAUAUAUUACAGCUUUGUAAUAUCCAUAUCAUAGAGGAAUUGUAUGUACUGGUAACACAAGCACGACGUAAUUACUGAUAUAUCUCUUGAGACAUUACUUUCAGUUUUCAUUUUGAAAACAGAGGAAAAUUCAUGCUUCAUUGUAGGGUAUUAUUUGGCCA